Molecule: messenger RNA, 2321 nt
Organism: Mytilus trossulus (common blue mussel)
Lineage: Eukaryota; Metazoa; Mollusca; Bivalvia; Mytilida; Mytilidae
Exons: 2
Coding region: 358-1935 (525 amino acids)
Source: RefSeq, a predicted model, not a curated record
CACCAAUAGUAGUCAACAUUAUAAUUUACAACAUUAUCUCAACUUUGAUACGGUUAACAUUACACAGGCGACCAUGCAGUUGGUAAAAAUCUUAUCUUGUCGACAUACGAAAAUAGGGCAAUUAAUACAUGACAGAUAUUUAGUUAUAUUUUAAUAAGAGGAUGGUUUGCAUCUUAAUUGUUACACAGGAUUUAUCAAUAGUUUGCAUAUACGUUGUAGAUAUACAGAAAGUACAAAAUUGCACGUGUUAAAUGCACUAAUAUUACAUUGUAGCUCAACAACAUUUGUGAGAAAGAAGUUUUUUUUACAUCUUGCCAAAUAGAUACUUCAUUCCCGUGAGAAAUAAAACGAUAUAUAAUGGCGAUAAACAAUGAAGUGUGUAAAAGACUUUACCAGUGUCUGUGUGCGACGAUUGGAUCAGAGGAAGUCGUUUCUGUGAGACGACAAUUUUUUGCUUCAGCAGAUUACUUCACAGAAAGAUCAGACUUCGCGCUGAUUACCAGUGGCAGCAGAUCAGAGGGUCUAGAAAUGGGGAGUGAUUUAGACAUCAUGUGGCUAUAUCAAAAUGUGCAUAUAAGCGAAGAAAGAACAGAAGACUCGUUUCAAAUUCCGAAUAAUAUUGUAAUGGAUACUGAUGAAUGUAAACCUUGCUUUUCUCAACUUAAAGGGUACAGCUGUCAUUAUGAUUCAUUUAUAAAAUUGGCUCUUACUCCACAUGGACAAGAAUUACGACUUGAAAGUGAACGAAUUCGGUAUUUACUGCUUCUGAUUACCGGACUCUUUAGACCAUUUGACUUUCAUGGUCCAUGUGUUUCAGACGAGACCGAACAGGGCCUUUGUGAUAUAACUGUUUGUCUGAGAUGUCCAGUUUUGAUUAAUCAGGCACAGCCAUGGAUAAAAAGGGAACGUUACUGGCCGUCUCCGUGUUUAGUGUCACGUUUAUGUAGCUAUGGUACUUUGUUUGUUCUCAUAGGUUGCAAAGACUCAUCAAAUGAACAUUUGGAAUGGAGAAUUUCAUUUUCCGUUGCAGAAAAGCUUCUGAUAUUCUCUUUUACACAUACUCAGUUUUUAUGUUAUGCACUCAUGAAACUUUUAUUAAAGCAAAUUAUUGACAAUGGGAAUUUCAAAGGUUUACUCUGUUCAUAUUUUAUGAAAACUGUCGUGUUUUGGGUUUGUGAGGAAUCUAAUCCAUCCAUUUGGCGAUCAGAAAAUCUAUGGCCAUGUUUCAUGAAAUGCUUAAAACGACUCAUAUAUUGUAUCACUUACAAAUGCCUACCUCAUUAUUUUAUAAUUGCGAAUAAUUUGUUUGAGUGCAGAUUUAAUCGACUUCAUCUUGAAUUUCUUAAUUUUUUAAAUGACUUGUGGUCAAGGGGAAUAUAUAUGUUUAGUUGCUGUGAUGUGUUUUCGAACUUCUUCAAUGACGUUCUAUUUGGACAAACAAUGUCUGAUUUUGAAGUUGUUUGUUCGAAUCUUACAGCUGUAAGUCUUCAAAUAUCACGACCCCUUAUUCGGAUGUUUGGAGUGGUCAGUCUCUUACACCCACUUGAUCGUCAAUUUAACAGAGGAAAAUUGUUUAUCAAACGCUUUUUGAAAUAUGCAACAACUGAUUUCAUGCCAUUAAUAGUUUUUACUCAAUUUGGUCAUCUUGUAGGUAAAACUAUGAAUAUUCAUAGCGAAUGUCCUAACAAACUUAAAUAUAAAUUAGUGAAGCAAUAUUUGCCGUACUUAAUCAUUGGGUUACGCGUGGACGCGGUGUCAGGGUGGAUGUAUUUGGCAACAUACUACUAUUGUAUUGGAAAAUACAAAGUUUCUCUACAACUUAUACAUCAUGCUUUAAGUGAAUGUACCUCGGAUAAAUUAUUUCAUGUAAAUAAUAUACGCAUCGCUAAUAAUUUGUCAGAGAUUGAGAAAGAUGGAAUACGAAGAAAACUAUAGAAAUGCAGACAUCUCUACAAGAAACACGUUAUACAUGAGAUUUCUUUUUACUAUAAUUCUAGAGUCCUACCGCCAGAACUAGAUGUACAGUUAACAACAGCAACCUUUAUACCUCCAUUGGUAUAUAUUCGUUUUUUACGUUUUCUCUGCUUUUUUCGUUUAGAUGAAAAGUCUAAAUUUAAGCAGAACAUACAGGACCUACGAUCAUCUAUGGGUGAAAACUAUUUUAAUUGUGAGGAUACUUCACAUGGAGAAGUCUACAAUUGUUUAGCAAUAGCGUUGGAAAUAUAUGGAGAAAAGGAAGAAGCUAAACAAUACUACCAUGAUUAUGACCAGCUUAAAAGAAAACCAUUUAAGGGCUUCUAUUUUUAAUGUUUAAAAACAUA